Molecule: messenger RNA, 2184 nt
Organism: Aphanomyces astaci
Lineage: Eukaryota; Oomycota; Saprolegniomycetes; Saprolegniales; Verrucalvaceae
Exons: 3
Coding region: 7-1755 (582 amino acids)
Biological process (GO): positive regulation of transcription by RNA polymerase II; double-strand break repair via homologous recombination; negative regulation of fatty acid biosynthetic process
Cellular component (GO): plasma membrane; BRCA1-BARD1 complex; BRCA1-A complex
Molecular function (GO): ubiquitin-protein transferase activity
Source: RefSeq, a predicted model, not a curated record
CGCGAAAUGGAAGAGACAACGACGAUGACGGUAGGCGUGACGAAAGCGCUGACGUCCUUUAGCAUGCAACUGCGAUGUCCCAUCUGCUUGGAGUCCGUGACCGUUCCGUACUCAUUGCCAUGCAACCAUUGCUUCUGCGAACCAUGCAUUGGCAUGGCCCUCACUUACGCGCCAAAAUGUCCUGUCUGCAAAGCGUCGGCGAAGAAGCGGCAUUUGCGUCUGGACGAGUCGGUCCAACGAAUUCAAAACGCACUGCAAGUGUUGUUGGCUCGUGCUUCCGUGCAAGGACGUGAUGAAGACAAAGUAACGACAACUGCAGCCCUACGUGACCGUACUGAUGCAGCGAGCGACAAUCCACGUGCUGCUAACCCCCGUGUUCAACGUGUGCGGGUCGCCAGUACCAAGCUAUCGACCGCUCCAAUCGUGAAUCCAUUGAGACUUCAACGCACGCCCAUCCGUGGGGACCUCCCUCGAUACAAGAGUCCAACCAACCACCUCCGUCGUCGGCUCUCUCAAAAAGAAAACGUUCCUACGACUGCUCAUGAGAAUACCCCCCACAACACCAACCCCGUCAGUCCACUCCACCACAAGAACAGCGACGAAAUGACGACGUUGAAGAAGCAUUUCCCGCUAGUAGAACCCACCAAGGACAUGAACCCGUCGUCCACCACCGUCGACGUGUGCUUCUCACGGACCUACUCCGACUCGAUCGUCCCAUGCACUCAAGAAAGCUACCCGUCGAUCGUGGAUUUGGCAUCGAGCGUCCACACCACGCCGCCACAGAAACAUCGACCCCAUGACCAUGUCGAUGAUGCCUCAUCGUCGUCCGUUCAAGGCAUCGCCGCCGCCGCUUCCCUACAAUCCAAGCUUGCAGUCUUCAAACCUGGUGACGUGGUGCAAGUGAUGGCGCGGACGUGGCCUGGGAUCAACAAGUUGGGCGGCACUGCGUGGAUCUCUACUUGCAAUCCAGACGACAACACGUACAGCGUCCGGUAUGUCCUGGGGGGUCGUGAGCACAAUGUGCACGCGCAGUACAUUUCGAUCUUUCAGGACCUGGCGCAGGAAGCCACGCCCGUGCGCGGCGGCACCAAGCGGCGGGCGUCGUCGCCUCUGUUGCACACGCCGUCGUCACCGUUCUCGUCACCGACUCGACAACACGAUGACGAGACUCGUGACAACGCCCCCCGGCACUACCGAACGGCCUCCAACCCGUCGCGCAAAAAGACAAAAGCGUCAAUCAGUUUCCCCGAUGCACAUGCCCCCCUCCGUGUUUCCACCGACGAGCCCAUGGUGCUGCUGUGCUCGGGCCUGACUCAUGACGAGAAGCUCGCCGUGGAAGAGUGCGCCGUGCACGUGCUGGAUGCGACCAUCGUCCACGACUGGACGCCCCAAGUGACGCACAUCAUUGUGCAAUGCCAGCACCUGUCGGCAUCCAAACUGAAGCUGCGCAUGCCGCCGAGUCCGUCCGUCCACGCCGUGCCCGUCGCAAGUUCGUCCAAACAUGUCAAGCGAUGGGUCAAGAUUCGAUCGCUCAAGUUUCUCAAGGCGCUCGUGAGUGGGCGAUGGAUCGUCGGACCAGCGUGGAUCAAGGAAUGCCUGCUGCAGCGGACACAUGUGGACGAACAAGCGUACGAAGUGCACGGGUUGAUGAAAGCACACAACUUGCUGGACGUGGCGAGGAAGGCGCGGAAGUUGCGGGAAACUCACUUGGCUCGCCGCGGGGUAUGGAUGGAUACCUUACCGUUAUGUUGUUGAAGGCGGCAGGAUUGAUGGCAUAUGUAUCUGCAUAGAUGGAGAGCGCGGCGUCUGUCGGAACGGGACUGUUCUCGAAACUCAUUUUCUACGUCCACGGGCAAUUCGCAUCUCCGUUGCCGCCCAAAGCAGAAAUCAGCGCGCUCGUGCGGUUGGGAGGCGGGAAGGUGUCGACGUCGUGGACAGACGUCGAGGGCAUGGCAGCGAAGGACCCGUCGUUGCCGAUUGUGAUCGUGAUGGAGCAUGCUUCCGACGCCUCUUCCUUUGUCCACCCCGCCGCGUCGUCGGUCUCGCCAUCGUCGAUGGCGUGCGUGGGCUACGAAUGGGUCUUGGAUUGCAUCAGCGAGUGCACUGUGAAAUCGUUUGAAUGUAAAUAGUCGAACAAAUGUUAUAAUAAUCUUAUGAACUUGUUAUAUUUGUUUUAUAACAAAC